AAGUCGUCAUCACCAUGGCAUAGACAUCAGGUAGGGGCGGAUUCUUCGUUAUCGAAUAGUGACUGUCCCGAGUUCUGUUUGCUGUCAAACGGUCUUAGCUUGUUGUUGCAGUUAUUCGUUUUUGAAUAAAAAAAAAUUAACGCAUUAAGUGCUAUUUUUUACUGUUUUAUUGUGUGUGUAUUACAGAUAUAGCCUAUUAACUAUUUUUUUAAAGUUUCAUUGGAACUUUCCAAAGUUAGACGACUAAAAAAGAUGGAUUAUAUGAAAUUUACCUAGUGAUUUCAAUAAAAUCUCAGAUAUAUUUUUCAACUGAUACUAGAACCUGAUACAUAUUUUCAAUGGAGUACACUUGGACAUUGUUAUCAAAUACAGAUGAUCAGGGACUGGGCAAUGAAGCCACCAUGCUAAAUUGUAGUGCUUCGGAGUCUCAUCCUGGUCAAAUUUUAAUACUGUCUAACGAGUCAAAUACGCAAAACAUAACAAAUCAAUCUAUUAAUGACUUAACAAAUUCACUCGACAAAGAUUAUAGUAUGAAUAGAUUGCAAAAUAUUGAGUCAAAAAAACAUCAUACUUUACAUAAUAGAAGUGAUUUCGUCGGAGGCAUUGACCACGAAGCUUUAGAUUUUAGUAAUUUGGCAGAUGAGUUUAUACAAAAUAGUAACCAUGAGACGAAUCAAUUUUUUCAGGAUCCAAUCAAUCAAAAUGAACAAGUUAUGAUUAGAAUAAAUUCACCUUACCAGCAGCAGUCACAAAUUUUUUUAAAAAACUCGACAAUGCCAACAAUUGUUGAAAUGCCAUUCGAUGGAAGUAACGUUUCGUCAAGUACAAGUUUACUUAACAAACUAACAAAAGAACAUAAGUCCCAUAGUUUUUCUUCUAACAGACACAGUUUACCCGAAAGCCCGCCGGACUCGGAGCCUCCAUAUUCACCAGCUGAUGGAGUCGGACAACCACCACAUCGAAAAACGUCAAAUGUACAAUGUUUGAUGUCAUCCAAUAACAAAACUCAACUUUCUAUCAACUCUGGAUCAACUCCUGGACUUUAUACAAAACAACAAACAGUUGUCAGUAAACUUCCUCAUCCUUUGGCAGGACAGCCCCUCUUAAUGAGUCAUUCAAAUCCUUCGUCACAAAACACUAAUUUAGGUUUUGACCACAUACCAUCGAAUAUUAGAGAUGUUGAAAUUCCGGAAGCUGAAUACGCAGAAAUUAUUAUAAACGGAAACGAUAAAAAACGGAAGCUUUGUACAGACAUUGGGAGUUCUAUUCGCGUGAAAAAAGAAUCUGACUCAAGUUGUAAAAAGACCGCUACACAUGUAUCGCCUUCCGGUCAAUCAGUCUGCAGUGAAGACAGCUAUACAUACCAAGAUAGUUGCGAAUCAGGUCUGUACGCUGAUAAUAGCUUUCAAUGUAUUCGGUUUCAACCGUUUCAAGAGUCUUCAUGGAACACUUUAUGUGAUCAUUCAUUGAAAGAAUUACCAAUACCACAUUACAGAGUAGAUGCAGACAAAGGCUUUAAUUUUUCUAAUAUUGAUGAUGCAUUCGUAUGUCAGAAAAAAAAUCAUUUCCAGAUAACUUGUCAUACUCAAUUACAAGGCGAUGCUCAGUUUGUAAGAACUGCUGAAGGUAUACACAAAGUAAACAGUUUUCAAUUACAUUUUUAUGGUGUAAAAGUGGAAUCACCCGGUCAAAGUAUUAAAGUAGAACAGUCCCAAAGUGAUAGAAGUAAAAAAGCAUUUCAUCCUGUUUUGUUGGAUUUGCGUGACGAGCAGGUAUCCAAAAUAACAGUGGGGAGAUUGCACUUUAGCGAAACAACAUGUAAUAAUAUGCGGAAAAAGGGAAAACCCAAUCCAGAUCAACGAUAUUUUUAUCUAGUUGUUGGCUUACACGCACACUGCAUUGAUGAACGUGACUAUCCGAUUGUUUCAUACGCAUCCGAAAGGAUAAUUGUCAGGGUAAUCCAAGCAUCAAACCCAGGACAGUUUGAGAAUGAUGCGGAACUUUGUUGGCAACGUGGUUCCACACCCGAGUCUAUUGUUCACACUGGCAAAGUAGGAAUAAAUACAGAUAGACCUGAUGAAGCUUUAGUAAUUCAUGGAAACGUAAAACUAACUGGUCAUAUAAUUCAGCCUUCGGAUAUAAGAAUCAAACAACAUAUACAUACAUGUGAUACUAGUGAACAACUAAAAAAUGUACAGAAGAUAAAUGUCGUGGAGUUCAGUUAUAAACCAGAAUUUUCAUCAAUGUUUGGGUUGUCUGUAAAUAAAGACACAGGAAUUAUUGCUCAAGAAAUCCAAGAAGUAUUACCCGAAGCCGUGACAAAUGCUGGUGGUAUUGAGUUGUCCAAUGGAGAUGUAUGCAAUGACUUCCUAGUCGUCAAUAAGGAUCGUAUAUUCAUGGAAAAUAUCGGUGCCGUUAAAGAGCUGAGUAAAAUUACAAGCCAUCUAGAAGCUAGAAUUUGUAAAUUGGAGCAAAAAAACAAGUUAAGAUUUUUACCAAAAACUAAUUUUAGUCUAAAUUCACCAAAUAUAAAAGUAAAUAAAUAUUCCUCAAAACUGGAUAAUAAUUUUGAAGGAUUUAAUAAAACAUUAAGCUUGAAUGAAAUUAGUGCAUUUUGUUCCGAAAAUUGUAUUAAAUUCUCCAUAAUUAUUUUGGUCAUAAUCAUGACAAGUUGUAUUAUAUGCAUGACAAGUUUAUUUUUAACAGAACACUACAAUAAGAAUCAAAUACUCAAUAAUGAAAAUAUAUUCUUAAUUAAAUCUCAUGGAAAACAUACCCAAAAAAACCGUCAUUACGGAGAAUUACAAAGAACUAUUGAUGUUCCCAAAGAAAUUGACAAUUUUUUAGAUAAAAAUAAGCGAACGAGUUGUCUCAUACUAAAAAGUCCUGUAAACAGUUAUCAAAAUUGCGAGAUUUCCAAAAUGAAGACAUUAACGUACGAAACUGCAUUAAAAAACUUAAAUGAAAGGCGGAUGAUGGGAAAUUCUUUAAUUAAUUUUAUUAUUACCAUUGAGAGAAUGUUAGACGUGGUUUAUAAAGAAGUUAUAAUUACUGUAUUCUUUAAUAACGGCACUAACUACUCAAUGGAAGUAGAGAACAGAACAGACACUUGUGGAAUUAACAAAAUUCAACAUUGUGGCGAUAAAUCUAAGUUAAUCUAUAGUUUUCAAUUGCCAGCGUUUAAAAGUUCAGGAGGAUUUUUCAUUCAUAUAUCUUACAGAAUAAACAAUAGUAAACUGAACAGUUGUACCUCAUCAAUGAUAGCAAGUUUGUCAUGUACGUCAAACCCUCAUUCCAGAUUGAUGACCAUAAAUGGCACUCAUUGGACACCUUCUUCAAAUACUCAAUUGUGGCCAUUAGAUAAAUUUUAUACAUUAAAAAGUUCUACAAAACUUGCAAUUACUCUACGAUAUGAACACAUAGACAGAGUACAAGCUAUUUGUGAUUAUUCAAAUGGUACACAAUCUAUUGUUGAGUACAAUAUUUCUUUACACAAGAGUUGUGAUGGAAUGUAAGGAAUUUUAAUUUGGAGGUUGCAUACAAAAAUUUGACUCUUUUAGAGUAAUCUUUUAUGUUUAAUAAAAAAAAAAUGAAAGAAUAAUAGAAUUUAUUUUUAUUUUAUAAUUAAAACGUACAUAUUAUUCAAAAUUCAACAAUUUAAUUGUUUAAAGUUUAUUAACAAUUAUGUGUCGACAUCCCGUACAAUAUUAAAUGUUAAGUAUCUUUAUAUUUUAAAGUUUAAUGACUGAAAUAGAUGACCCUACUUUUUAACCAUUUACACGAAAUAUUUUUAAUGUUUAUAUAUAGUCUAGAAUAAUAUAAUAAAUUGGUUAAUUAUUUAACACUAAAUUCUUUUCUAACACUUCUAUAAACACAAAAUUAUAUUCAGGCAGCUAAACUUUCAUGUAAAAAUUAUAGUUCAAAUAAUAUUCAUGUUAUAAUAUUAUUUUAAAAGGCGAAACAUUGUUUAUAGUAGUAUUAUUAAUUAAAAUAAUAUAAUAAUUUUUG
Messenger RNA from Daktulosphaira vitifoliae (grape phylloxera), 4008 nucleotides. Its product is annotated as myelin regulatory factor-like protein. Gene Ontology annotation, biological process: protein autoprocessing; positive regulation of DNA-templated transcription. Gene Ontology annotation, molecular function: sequence-specific DNA binding; DNA-binding transcription factor activity. Lineage: Eukaryota; Metazoa; Arthropoda; Insecta; Hemiptera; Phylloxeridae. The record is from RefSeq and is a predicted model, not a curated record. Gene Ontology annotation, cellular component: nucleus; endoplasmic reticulum membrane. The transcript has 21 exons. The coding region runs from base 339 to 3515 and encodes 1058 amino acids.